UCUUUCCGCCCGCCCGGUAGGAGCGAGAGGUUGGGACUCCAGCUACAGGCGGUCAGCCGCAGCCGGAGUUGGCCGAGAGACCCGACCCACCUGCCCGCGCCGGAGCCGAGAGAGGCAGAGAGGAGGCAGCCCUGCCCGCCGAUCCCCGGCCCCUGGCGUCGUAGCCCCCGUGCCCCGCGUCCGCAGCCAGCUCGGCCCGGGGCCUGCCCGCGCCCGGCCCAUCCCCUCCGGAUCUCCGACCCUCGGGAGGACCUCAGCGGCUGACGGCAUCUCCUCAUCCUCCCCGCUCCCGGCCCAGGGCAGAUCUGGCAUCAGUGGGCAUCGUUUCAAGGGAAGAGCAUUUGGUUUCACUGGAGAUCCCAAGACCUCCGAUUUGGGGUCGGAAGACAGGAUUUUCCAGGGUGUUUGGCCCACCCCCCUUCCUCACCCAAGACCCCCUAGCAGCUCUGCUUGUUUGGACACUUUUUAAGCAAAAAAGAGCUGAGGAUAAAUUGAAGUUGAGUCAUGUCGGAGGCGGUUGAUCUCUCCUUUCUCUCUGAGACAGAGAGGGACUUGAUCUUGAAAGUUCUCCAGCGAGACGAGGAGCUCCGAAAAGCCGAAGAGAAGCGGAUCAGGAGACUAAAGAAUGAGCUGCUGGAGAUCCGGAGGAAAGGGGCCAAGCGGGGCAGCCAGCGGUAUGGUGAGCGGACUUGUGCCCGGUGCCAGCAGAGCCUGGGGAGAGUAUACCCCAAGAGCAGCACUUGCCGAGGCUGUAAUCACCUGGUGUGUCGGGACUGCCGCACCCCUGGCGCCCAUGGCACCUGGAGGUGCAAGGUGUGCGUCAAGGAAGCAGAGCUGAAGAAGACAACCGGUGACUGGUUUUACGACCAGAAAGUGAAUCGCUUUGCUAAUCAUCUGGCCAGUGACUUAGUGAGAAUGUCACUGCGCAAGAAGCCAACAGCUAGUAAAAGGGACACUGUGGGACAGUCUCUUCUCCAGCAGUCCCACCUAAGUGAGGCCCGGACUGGGAUGAAGAGCACCCAGGAGCCACUAAAGGAGUUCAGCUUGUCAUUUGCUGCUUCAGAGCCCAGAGAUGGAAAGGAUUCUCUGGAGCCCGAGAGCACGAGCCCGGACAAUAGCCAAGUGGAUGCCGUAGGCGACACUUGGAGAAACCCUCUGGAGAAAAUUGGAACCUUGCGAGAAAGCAAGAAAAGCUCCGAGGGCCCAGAGUGCAGCACUUCUGUGGCCGUUGCCGGCAAGGCCGAAGCCGGCAAGGCCGAAGCGGAUGAUGAAGUCCAGCCUUUGGGGCAGACUUUGGGGUUCGCAGAAGAGACUGAAAUGAUAUUCAAGAAAAAUCCCAGGAGAGCCCUGAGGCCUUCAGAGUAUACUAAGUCUGUCAUGGAUCUUCGCCCAGGAGAAUUAAGCCCUGGUAAUGGCUCCUUGGGAGAUAGAAGCAGGUCCGUCCCGGGCCUCAUCGCAGACAUGGAGGAGGAAGAGGAGGAGGAGGAAGAAGACAUCGAUAGCCUGGUAGAGAUCCACCGGCAGAAAACAGCAAGAAACAGUCUGCGUAGUGGCUCUUCCUUGAACACACUUGGCAGCAUGAUGAGCAUCUACAGUGAGGCUGGUGAAGUCAGUAACAUCUUGAUAACGGGGGAGAUUGCCGUCUCCUUGAAGUAUGAGCAAUCCUCCCAGACCCUGCUGGUCCGUGUGAAGGAGUGCCGCCAGCUGGCAUUUGCCGAUGACAUCAAGAAGCGCUCAAACCCGUAUGUGAAGACUUACCUCUUGCCUGAUAAAUCCCGACAGGGGAAGCGUAAAACCAGUGUCAAACAAGGCACUAUCAACCCAGUGUUUGAUGAGGUUUUCCAAUAUGAGAUCCCCAAAUCCCUACUGUCUCAGAGGAUUUUACAGUUUUCUGUGUGGCACCAUGGCCGCUUGGGCCGCAACACUUUCCUGGGAGAGGCUGAAGUCAACAUGAACUCCUGGAAACUUGACAAGCCUUUUGAUCAGUGGCUCCCCUUGCACGGAAAGAUCAGUGCCGAGACCCUGGCUAGCAUCCUGCCACAGAAGGGCGAGUUGGUGGUUUCACUCAAGUAUAUCCCGGCCUCCAAACUGCUUGUUGCUGGAGACCACAAAAAAGGCAAAGGUGGAAAUGGAGGAGAGCUCCACGUGUGGAUCAAAGAAGCCAAGAACCUGACCGCUGCCAAAUCUGGAGGCACCUCAGACAGCUUUGUCAAAGGAUACCUCCUUCCCAUGAGGAACAAGGCCAGCAAACGCAAAACUCCGGUAGUGAAGAAGAGCUUGAACCCCCACUACAAUCACACCUUUGUUUACUAUGGAGUAAAGCCCGAGGACCUGCAGCACGUGUGCCUGGAGCUGACCGUGUGGGACCGGGAGCCCUUGGCCAGCAAUGAUUUCCUGGGAGGGAUCAGGCUGGGUGUGGGUACUGGCAUCAGCAAUGGGGAGAUGGUUGAGUGGAUGGACUCUGCUGGCGAAGAAGUGAGUCUGUGGCAGAAGAUGCGUCAGUACCCGGGCUCCUGGGCAGAAGGGACCCUGCCACUGCGUCCCACCAUGGCCAGGCAGAAGCUGGGAUCCUGAGCUGUGGCUGGCCCUGGAGCUGCAGGAGCACCAGGCGGGCCGAGCUAUGGGAAGCGGGGCCGGUAUUCGUACUGCCUCGCUCCCAUGCAGACGCACACUCGUGCGUGUGUGUGUGUGUGUGUGUGUGUGUGUGUGUGUGUGUAUGUGUGUGUGUUCCUGUGCACGUGUGUAUACAGCUGUGUUCUCUGCGUAGCUCGCCGUCCUACAGCGAAGGGGGAUCGUUGUCGCCUCUGAAAGCCAGCCCAGUGCUUUGGGCUUAUUCUGGUCAGUGUUUGUGCUUGUGUUUAGUCUGACCUCGUCUGUUUUUCUCCCUGCAGAUUCCAUCCUGACCCAUUUGUUUUGGCUAAGGGUUAAAUGUAGUGUCCGAGAGCUUGAAACCAAGUUUUUCAGCCUCUCUACCUGCUCCUGGAUUCAUGGCCUCUUGGGCCUUAGCUUUGCCCCUGUUUCUGUGGGUUCUGUGGUGCUUGGACCUCUUUCUCAAGGAUGAUGGAGCAGGAAAAGGUGGAAGGAGUGAGCCCAAGGGCAUCAAGCUCAUCUCUUUGGGAGACAGGGGGGACGAAGGGACCCCCUCCCCAGUCCGCACUAAGGCUGCUGGGCCUCUCUGUGUGUUUUCAGCUCCUCUUCUAGUCCGACAGGAGGCUGUUUUUGAGGGGGGCACUCAUUGCCUCUCUUCCCUUUAAAGCUGUUCCCUUGAAUUUGAUUCCCGCCCAGCCCUCCAAACUCUAGUCCAGUGUCCGGUUUCCUCUCUGGGUAUCUCAGAAGCCUUUGUCAGUGGUGGUCCAAUUCUCUCCUUAGCACAUAAGGCCCUGCUGGGGACCUGGGAUGUAAGUUUUCGUCGGAGACCCCGGGAUCAAGAAGUUAGCCAUCUUAAGCGGGGGGAGAUGGCAUGGGCUGAAUGAGAGCUAUCUGGGAGAACGGCUUAAAGGCGGAGCGGACCUCCAGCUCGGGGCUCAGGGAAGGCUUUGUGAAUGAGUGAGCACCCAACUUGGGUCUCCAGGGAAAGUUGGGCCUUCCACCCACAUGGGGGCGAGGCAGGAGCAGGGAGUCUCUUUGGGGCAUGGAGGAUGAUAGAAGAUAGGGAGAUAGCCAGAUACGGGACAAGCCGGGGGGCCUCGUGCCCUCGCCACCCCGAGUGGCUCUGGGUUUUGAAGCCGGCCUUUUAGGAUCCAGAGCCUGUAAGCCGGUCGUCUUGAACACAGCCGGCAUAUUCUGUUCUCCUAAAUAGAAGCUUAAACAGUGCCCCAGAAUUCUGUGACUCGGGACCACGUCCCCCCUCCAUGUAUACACACACACUCACACACACGUGUACACACACGAGCACGCACGCAUGCUCAUUCUGAGCUUUCAUGCAAACGGAGCAGGUAGAAGAGAGCCCCUAGUGCCCCCACUGCCCAGCAGUGGACGUGGUGAUUCUUAAAGCGAGCCCGGGCCUUGUAUUUCACCUAGAACCCUAACCCCAGAGUGUUCUGCAAGGGAGCCUGGGUAUGGGUUCGGUGACUGGAAAUGAAUUCUCCAAGGCUUACUCAGCCUGCUUUGUGCUGACAAGAUGUCAUCCCUCCCACCCCCCAGCCCCCUGUCCAUUACCAAAGCACUCGCUUAUCUAUCAAGUUGUGUGUAGAAGGAGCUACGCUGGAGAGGAAAGCCACUCUGGAGCAAGCUCCACCAGCCGCUCUCGCCUGUGCCCGUGCCUGCUGUGGGGAGGAAUCGGAUGAGGUCGCAUCUGGCUUUGUGGGUUUGGUUUCCUAGAGUAAGGGGGAGAGCCCUGGCUAGAAUGUGUUGUGUUACUGUUUGCUACUUUAAAAUGUUCUCUUGUUUCAAUAAAGCUUUCUUACUUGC
Messenger RNA from Sarcophilus harrisii (Tasmanian devil), 4410 nucleotides. It is a transcript of the gene SYTL4, whose product is annotated as synaptotagmin like 4. The transcript has 19 exons. Gene Ontology annotation, molecular function: neurexin family protein binding; small GTPase binding. Gene Ontology annotation, cellular component: plasma membrane; exocytic vesicle. Gene Ontology annotation, biological process: intracellular protein transport; exocytosis. Bases 505 to 2574 code for a protein of 689 amino acids. NCBI's taxonomy places the organism in Eukaryota, Metazoa, Chordata, Mammalia, Dasyuromorphia, Dasyuridae. The record is from RefSeq and is a predicted model, not a curated record.